Culicoides brevitarsis is the source of this 747-nucleotide messenger RNA. RefSeq names its product fatty acid hydroxylase domain-containing protein 2-like. Gene Ontology annotation, molecular function: C-4 methylsterol oxidase activity; iron ion binding. The record is from RefSeq and is a predicted model, not a curated record. The transcript has 3 exons. Gene Ontology annotation, cellular component: endoplasmic reticulum membrane. NCBI's taxonomy places the organism in Eukaryota, Metazoa, Arthropoda, Insecta, Diptera, Ceratopogonidae. Bases 1 to 747 code for a protein of 248 amino acids. Gene Ontology annotation, biological process: sterol biosynthetic process.
AUGUCUCACUUAGUUUUGCAAAAAUCUUGGAAUAAAUUUUUGGACAGAACAACUCAAAAUCCUGUUUUUUGGUACUUUUUCGUCGCACCAACAGUUCAAAUCCUUACUUAUUGGUUCAUUGGAGGAAUUUAUUUGUUCUUCGAUCUCACAAAAAAACCAAAAAUCCUCCAAAAAUACAAAAUUUACGAUAAAAGGGAGACAAAACUUACCUUCCAAACAUUUAAGUUAAUGUCAAAACGAGUCCUUUUCAAUCAAUUUAUCGUGCAAUUUCCUCUUGGAUUCAUUUUAUGUCCUUUAAUUCCUUACAAGGACAUGAUUUUUGGUCUUCAUCACAUUCCAUCGGUUAAAGAAUUUAUAGUUCAAUUUUUAAUUUGUUACAUUUUGCGUGAAAUUCUGUUCUAUUACAUUCAUCGCCUUUUGCAUCAUCGAUAUUUUUAUGAAAAUUUUCAUAAGCAACAUCAUCAAUUUUUAGCGGAUACGGCGAUCAGUGCAAUAAAUUGUUCUGCUAUCGAUCAUUUAUGUACAAACUCCAUACCAAUCGUUGCUGGUCCAGCUUUAAUGAAAUCGAGCUUUGUAUUAACCACAUUUUGGUUCGUUUUUAUUACUUUUUCGGCACUUCAGGAUCAUUCAGGAUACGAAUUUCCAUGGUAUUUUAGUCUUCGAAGGCAUUAUGGACAUCAUAAGAGCUUUAACAAGAAUUACGGCAUAAUCGGCUUAAUGGAUUGGAUUCAUGGAACUUCGUUAUAA